AUGCAUCAAAGAAAGUAUGCAUUAGAAUUAAUAUCAGUGUCUGGAUUAGGUGCUGCUAAGUCAUUUCACACACCUAUAGACAUUAGUGUCAAGCUGACAACCAGAGAAUAUGAUCAACAUCUAAAAGAAACUAUUGAUCAGCAAGAUAAACAAGCUAGCAAGAAGACGGCAUGUGAAGAAGAUGAAGUAUUACAAGAUCAAAGUGCCCAUCAAAGAAUAAUAGGAAAGCUGCUCUAUUUAACAGUAACAAGACCUAAUAUCUCCUAUAGUGUUCAAAAUCUAAGUGAAUUCCUACAACAACCAAAAAGGUCUUAUAUGGAAGCUCAUCUAAGGAUUAUAAGGUAUAUCAAAUCACAUCCUGGAAAAGGGAUUUUGUUAUCUAGCAACAGACAAGAUACAAUCACAGCAUACUAUGAUGCUGACUGGGCUGCAUGCUUAUUCUCAAGGAAGUCUAUAACUGGUUUUUUGAUCAAACUGGGAGAUUCUCUAGUGUCAUGGAAAUCUAAGAAGCAGUCAAUAAUAUCUAGAAGCUCAUGA
Molecule: messenger RNA, 537 nt
Organism: Lycium barbarum (goji berry)
Lineage: Eukaryota; Viridiplantae; Streptophyta; Magnoliopsida; Solanales; Solanaceae
Exons: 1
Coding region: 1-537 (178 amino acids)
Source: RefSeq, a predicted model, not a curated record